Messenger RNA from Penicillium diatomitis, 2247 nucleotides. RefSeq names its product transient receptor potential ion channel family protein. NCBI's taxonomy places the organism in Eukaryota, Fungi, Ascomycota, Eurotiomycetes, Eurotiales, Aspergillaceae. The record is from RefSeq and is a predicted model, not a curated record. The coding region runs from base 1 to 2247 and encodes 748 amino acids. The transcript has 2 exons. Gene Ontology annotation, biological process: fungal-type cell wall biogenesis; transmembrane transport.
AUGAGGUCGUUGGCGCUGCUCACCCUUCUCAUCGCCAUCAUAGCGCCGCUGGCCUCUGCGGUCAAGCUACUUGAAUCCAAUGCACUCAACGUGUGCAUGGAAAGUGGUAAUUUCACAGCAACAUACUUCAAUGUCGUCUUCUACCCCGGGAAUAAUUCCCUCUCCAUCGGAUUCGAUGGCGUCUCCCAGAUUUCAGGCAAGGUCGAGGCCGAGAUGACCUUGACAGCCUACGGAUAUAAAGCCUAUUCAGCCACGCUGGACCCAUGCCAGAUCCAAGGCAUGGGCAUGUGCCCAAUGGCUCCCGGUCCAAUUGACUUGGGCCCGGUCUCCAUCCAGCUGCCUGCGGGUACCGCCGACAAAGUUCCCGGUAUCGCCUAUACUGUGCCCGACCUGGAUGCGAACGUGCAAAUCGUCAUCAAGAAAAAAGAUACCGGCCAGAAGAUUGCGUGCGUGUCAGCCUCGCUUUCGAAUAAUAAAAGUGUCUACCAGGUGCCCGUCGCCUGGGCUACGGCCAUCAUCUCCGGCUUAGGCCUCGCGGCAUCAGCAAUCACCUCGGGCUUGGGCCACUCCAAUACCGCUGCGCACGUUGCCGCGAAUGCCCUCUCCCUCUUUGGCUUCAUGCAGGGUCAAGCGAUGAUCGGCAUGAUCUCUGUUCACAUGCCUCCUAUCGUGGAAUCAUGGACUCAGAAUUUCCAGUGGAGCAUGGGUAUCAUCCACGUCACGUUCCUCCAAAAUAUUUGCACCUGGUACCAGCGCGCGACCGGCGGCACUCCCUCAACACUCCUCUCGCAGCUGAGCACCACCUCUGUAGAGGUCCUCAAGCGCCGCAAGCGUGAGCUGAUUGAUCCUGCGCUCAAUUUGAUGAAGCGAGCCACCGGCCUUCUCAGCAAGCGAGCCAAUUCGAAUCAGCAGCUUGUGAUUGUGCGAGGAAUCAACCGUGUCGGGUUCCGUGCGAAUAUUGAGGAGACGAAUAUCUUCAUGACGGGAUUGAUCUUCUUCGUCGUCUUUGUCGCCAUUGUCGUCAUCAUUGUCACGACAUUCAAGGGAGUCUGCGAGCUACUGGCUAAACAAGGAAAAAUGAAGACCGAGAAAUUCCAAGAUUUCCGCAACGGGUGGAAGACCGUUCUUCGCGGUAUUCUCUUCCGCUUGACACUGAUCGGGUUCCCGCAAAUGACCGUUCUUUGCUUGUGGGAGUUCACUCGACGAGACUCCGCCGCUGAGGUUGUCCUGGCUGUGGUCAUGAUCGUCUCGCUGCUCCUUGCUCUUGGAUGGGCGGGUCAGAAGGUCAUUCGUCUCGCCAAGCGCUCGGUCACGAUGCAUAAGAACCCGGCCUACAUUCUGUAUUCUGACCCGGCGGCUCUGAACAAGUGGGGGUUUUUGUAUGUGCAAUAUCGUGCGACCGCAUACUACUUCGUUGUCCCGUACUUGGCCUACAUCAUGGUCAAGGGUAUGUUCAUCGGUCUCAGCCAGCCCGCUCCCGUGGUGCAGACUGUUGCCCUGUUAAUUCUCGAGGCUGCCAUGCUGGUCGCUGUCUGCGUCAUGCGCCCAUGGAUGGACAAGAAGACCAAUAUUUUCAACAUCUCCAUUGCGAGCGUCAACUUUCUCAACGCAAUCUUCCUCCUGGUGUUCUCGGAUGUGUUCAACCCUCCUGGCAUGAUGAUUGGUGUGAUGGGAGUCGUCUUCUUCGUCUAUAAUGCGGUUUUUGCCCUUGUCUUGCUUGUCCUGGUCUUGCUCGCCUCAGUCUACGCGGUCGUGUCAAAGAACCCCGACACGCGUUAUCAACCAAUGCGAGAUGAUCGGGGCUCCUUUAUCAAGUCUCAGACACAGCUGACCACUGAGUUGGACGCUCUCGGUGCAACUGCUCGGGGUGAUAUGAAGAACGGGAAUGCCUACCAGCAGAACCCAUUCGACGACGAAACGGCGUCCAUCUCCAGUGGCACUGGGGUGACGGGUCAUCAUCAAGACCACCUGAACGCCAACAAUAGCGCCCAGCAUCUGAACCGCCAUCAACCUCCACACUCUCCCGUGGACCCCUCGGUCCCUCUGUUCCCCAGCAACGGCAGUGUAUCAAAUCUCCCCAGCAGUCGCGGAUCACCUCCCGGUUACGAUCAGUAUGGUCGAUCUGCUUCACCCGCGCCAUCACGUAACUACGAGAACGCUCCAGUCGGCGCAUCAGCCCUUGCAACCAAUUACAGAGCGCAGAACAACUCCAGUCCUUGGCAAAGAGGUGCUGGCUACGACCAUUAG